AUUUAUUUGUUCGAGGUUGAGCAGACUUUAGUAAAACGGAACUAAGGCUAUGCUGCUCCCAGCAAACUGGUGGAAGACAACUAAAAAGUAACAACAUACCAAAAGGAAACAAGCAGUUCAAUUGGUGAGCGAGGUGUCAGAAGAAAAAACAUCUCGUGUCAAAAAACAAGGCAUAGACCUAAUCCUUAUUGCAUCUGUUACUCCUGAUGCCACCGUCCUAGUAGUAAUCGGGAAAAAAAUCAGUGACUACCGACGUUAAUGAACAAAUCACAAUUUCUAAUCGAUCGUCAUGGAAAAAGAGGAAAAGUCGUUGACAAAACCUGCAGGCCGACCACGGCACCACACAAGAUGAAGAAAACUUCCGGUUUGGAUUUGGAUUUCUGGAAAUGCCUCGUCCGUUCAAUACACAGUAUAGGUGUUACUCUGUCUCCAUGUUACCUGGUCAGGAAAGAUUGGAUGUCGAAAAAGGCGGAAAGAUCAUAAUGCCACCUUCUGCUCUUGAUCAAUUGACAAGGCUCAAUAUUGUCUACCCAAUGUUAUUUAAAUUGACAAAUCCUAGAGCAGGACAAAUCACUCAUUGUGGAGUAUUAGAAUUUGUUGCUGAUGAGGGUAAAAUAUACCUUCCAUAUUGGAUGAUGCAAAACCUUCUGUUGGAUGAAGGAGAUUUGCUGAACAUAGAAAGUGCAUCAUUGCCUGUUGCAACUUUUUCCAAAUUCCAGCCACAAUCAGAGGACUUUCUAGACAUCAGCAAUCCAAAGGCUGUUCUUGAAAAUGCACUCAGAAAUUUUGCAUGCCUUACCAGUGGGGAUGUUGUUGCCAUAACCUACAAUGAAAAAAUCUAUGAACUACGAGUAUUAGAAACAAAGCCUGGAAAUGCAGUUUCAAUCAUUGAGUGUGAUAUGAAUGUUGAAUUUGCACCCCCUGUUGGAUAUUCUGAACCAACUAAAGUUUCAAAAGAAUCACAAGAAGAACACAUGGAUACACUUGACCCCACAAGUUUCAUGCCAGAAGUUCAAGGGUUCAUAGCCUUUGCUGGUGAAGGAGUUCGAUUGGACGGGAAAAUUAGGAAAGUAAAAAACGAGGAACUGCCGCCGAUCAUCAAAGCAUCAUACCAAAGAGGAGUUCCUGAUUUUGACUACCAGUUUGGUAACCUCAAAUUCAUCCGAGCUGUAAAGAAAGAGGAUGAGAAGGAAAAAGAAACUCUGGAAUCCACAUUCGAAGCAUUUUCCGGUGCUGGGCAGUCGUUGCGUCAAACAAAGUUCAUUAAUUAAAUUUUCGUGUUUAAGUUGAAAAUAAAUUUCUUUUUCAUUUCGGUAA
Messenger RNA from Daphnia pulicaria, 1317 nucleotides. RefSeq names its product ubiquitin fusion degradation protein 1 homolog (gene Ufd1-like). Lineage: Eukaryota; Metazoa; Arthropoda; Branchiopoda; Diplostraca; Daphniidae. Gene Ontology annotation, cellular component: VCP-NPL4-UFD1 AAA ATPase complex. The transcript has 7 exons. The coding region runs from base 387 to 1271 and encodes 294 amino acids. The record is from RefSeq and is a predicted model, not a curated record. Gene Ontology annotation, molecular function: polyubiquitin modification-dependent protein binding.